Molecule: messenger RNA, 607 nt
Organism: Gregarina niphandrodes
Lineage: Eukaryota; Apicomplexa; Conoidasida; Eugregarinorida; Gregarinidae
Product: archease
Exons: 2
Source: RefSeq, a predicted model, not a curated record
AUGGAGGCGAAGUGAAGGGAGUGGCACCGGUGCCGGGUUUGUGGGUUUGAAUGUUUCGAGGAAUACUGAGGUUCCAGUAGUCGCAACGGUUGCCGGUAAAGUUCCGCACCAUCCUAAAAACUACUCAUAUGAGGACCAUCCGGCUGAUGUUAGAAUCCGAGCGACGGGAAAGUUCGAUGAGUGUUUAGUUGGUCUAUGCAAAGGUGUAUAUGCUUAUAUGACUGAUGUGAGUCGUGUAGAGCCAAAGGAAGUGAUGACAGUGGAUAUUCCAAAGUCUGAGAAUUUGAGUCAGUUUAUCUUCAAUGUGGUGAACUGUGUGUUUGAGUUAUACUGCGACCAAUAUUUUAUGGUCCGGGAGAUGGAAUUGGAGCUGCCUGCAACAUUGAUGGAGGCGUCGACGAAAGAGUUGAUUUGUUCCGAUUGGUCGACACUGACUUGUGAGGGUUCGGUAUUGGGUGAUAGUAUCCGAGGUAUAUGUUAUGGUGAAAAGUUUGACGGUAGUCGACACUCUCAAGGUACUGAGGUUAAGGCGAUUACCAAACAUGACCUUGAAGUGAGCGCUCUUGACACUGAUGUCAUGACGAUCUGUAUGCUGAUUGACAUCUAA